GGAAAAUGCAGUAGCCAAGAACAGUGCUUUCUUUGGAGCAGGACACGGAUCAAUAUGGAUGGACGAGGUUAGAUGUACAGGAACCGAGACUAAUUUAUUUCAUUGUUCUAAAUCAGAACUUGGUGAUCACGAUUGUAGCCAUGGUGAAGAUGCAGGAGUUAUUUGCUCAUUAGAUAAUAUAAGACUUGUCAAUGGAUCGUUGCCCUAUGAGGGACGGGUAGAGAUUAAACAUAACGGUGUUUGGGGUACAAUAUGUGAUGACGAAUGGGACAAUAAAGACGCAGCCGUUGUCUGUUCUAUGCUAGGCUUUCCGAGAAAUUUUGCAACAGCCAAUUCGGGCGCAUUUUAUGGACAAGGAAGUGGCAAAAUUUGGAUCGACGAUUUGUCAUGUAAUGGUCAUGAAUCUAUUAUAUUGCAAUGCAAUAUCACAGCAUUAGGCACACAUAACUGUCAACACAGUGAGGAUGCAGGAGUACUUUGUUCACGUGUUCAGGAUGUUCGAUUUGCAAAUGGAAACACAAUUGCGAUGGGUCUAGUGGAGAUAAAAAUUAAAGGUGCGUGGGGAACUAUCUGUAAUAAUGACUGGGACGAUAAUACAGCAGCUGUAGUGUGCUCAAUGCUUGGACUUUCAAGACAAAAUGCAGUGUCCAAGAACGGGUCUUUCUUUGAACCAGGAUAUGGACUUAUAUGGAUGGAUAAGGUUAAAUGUACUGGAAAUGAAAUAAAUUUAUUCCAGUGUCCUAAAGCAGAAUUUGGAGAUGACAAUUGUGGUCACAGCGAAGAUUUGGGAGUUAGUUGCUCAUUG
Molecule: messenger RNA, 805 nt
Organism: Saccostrea cuccullata (small rock oyster)
Lineage: Eukaryota; Metazoa; Mollusca; Bivalvia; Ostreida; Ostreidae
Product: neurotrypsin-like
Exons: 5
Cellular component (GO): membrane
Source: RefSeq, a predicted model, not a curated record